GUUACUUUGUUUAGUUCCGGUGUAAGAUGUAGCCUCCUUAUUUUUUUAUUUUGUGCAGUAGUUACUGUUUACAGACCUAUUGUCAAAAACUGAGCUUAUGGUGAACUGAAGACAACAUGCAGCAGAAAUCAGAAUACCUAUCCAUAAAUCUCUGUGUGCCUUUUCCAUCCAAUGAAGAGGCAAAUAUUGCCUAUGGAUCGCUGAGUGUAGACAAGGAACCCAAAAGAGGAGGAGGAAAAAAGACCAUGGAAGUCAAAGACAAACAACUCCACGUCCAUUUUGAAGCAAAGGAAGCAAAGCUCUUACGUGUCAGUGUGAAUUCAUUUUUUGACUACCUGAAUUUGGUGGUGCAGACAAUGGAUCAGUUUGGGCCACCUUUGCCUGCCACAUAGUAGUUUCGGACAACUGGACAGUAUCUGUGUGACAUUUGAUUACAUCAUGGCAGCUACCAUUCUGUGGAAUAAGAAAUCUUGGUGUAAAUGAUUUGUAGAGGACAUUUCAUGACUGUUUAUGUUUAUAAGUGUCUUUUGUUGCAUAAUCACUAAACAUUGAGUCAUAUAACAAUAACUGAACACUUACUUUGGUGUAUCUUUACUGGAGCCAGAAAUUUCUGGAUGUGGACUGUUACAUGUUUAUUAAGAGUUAAAAGGGUACAGAGAAAUAUUGCUGUGAUGCAGCAUUCAUCAUAAUACUUGUAUCAACUUUUUACAUUAUAUUGGACUAAUAGCUUCCUAGGAUGAAGAACACCAAAAUCGCUGUCACAAGGUCUAGGGUCGAUUUUGUUAAAAACCCUCCAGUAUUUUUUUCUGAUUAACUAAAAGAACUGAAAAGCCCAGGGUCAUGUUAUUUGGCUGAUAGCUUCUUGUGAUGAAGUCCAACAAAAUUUACUAAGGAGGAAUGAUGUUGACCCAUUUUAUUUUCAAGAUCACAGCGAUCAAAUGUGCUAUAAUAGUUGGGUUUUUUUCUGAAAAACCAAUACAUGGAUCCCAAGGUAAAUGAUAUUAAUUAAAUCGGUAAUAUACAUGAACAAAGGUGUACUGUUUUUUAUCAGUGACCUAAAUAAACACUAAAAAUCACAUGAAUUAAAUAAAAUUUAAAUAAAUGGUAAACAUAAUGUAUAUUUUCCAUUUUGACCCAUGAACAUAAGUUAUUUCCUAGUUUUCAGUUGCACAAUAUGCAUUCUUAUUUACUAGUAAUGUACAGAAAUUAUCAUGAAAUUUAUAUAGCUAUGUUCUUAAGUCUCUUCUGGUCUGCAAUUUAUUAGAUCAAGGGAACAAAAGCUGUACCCGACCCUACAGCUAUACGCUCGUUUUCCCAUCCCAUAAAAAUAUUUGUAUAUGUUAUAAUGUAUUGACUAUUUUGAUUAAUGAAUAGAUAUUGUUUAAAAUACCCGACCCUAAGCCUAAGGUCUACAAAAAUGUAAGUUCAUGACUGUUGAUUUAAUUCAAGUUAAUAUACACAUAAUGAUUUUCAGUAAAUUGACUAUUUCAUCAUAUAGUGAGUGAUAUUCAAAUGAAUCGAGUUCUUCUUUAGGUGCUUCCAAAAACCACUGUAACAGAAAUAAUUGUUUUAUUGACAUUUCAAAUUUAGUCAUAAAGUGGGGACACUUUUAUGAAUCUGGGGUUUGCUGUACCUGACAUUAUGUGGUCUUCUCUAUGUAUCCAGCAUUGUUUGUGUCCUGUUUAUACAUUAUAAUCUGGAAUCACCAAAAUAAUCGUUGAUCCAUGCUGAUUUUAUCUUUUUAACUGUAAGUUAAAUCUCUUAUUUGUGUGUGUCCAAUUGCUUUUUAUUCGAAAUUGACUUGUUGCUGGACUGUGAAGAAGAAAAUUAGUUACAAACUAAAUGAUAAAUUUGCAAAUUCUUCAAAUUAUUUCGAAAACUGUUUUGAAAUCAUUUAUUGACUUCAAUAUUGAUAUAACAUUAUUCUUACAGCCCAUGUUGCACACCCAUCAAGGGUCAAAUGUUUGCCAGAUCUCCAGUUUACUUAUCUUCCUCAAACUUGAGAUUUUGAUUUUGCAUUGUGACAUUUUAACCAGCGCAGAGCUUGUAUCAAUAUAAGAUGAACACAAAUUAUGAUUGGUCUACAGGAAAGUACCAUAAUUACGUGAUUAUGAUUAUUAUUUGUACUAUUAAUCCAUCAAAAUAAAUUACCAUAUAUUAAAUGAUAAAUUAAUUAACUGUUAUGAGUAAUGUUGUAUCACUCUACCGAUCAGUUGAUCAAAAUCAUAUAUACAUAUAUAUCUGUAUGAAGAGACCACUUAAAGGAAGUUGAUAAAUUGCCUCUUAAUGGAGAUAGUCUCUUAAUAAUUGUACUCAUUGAUUUACUUGAUAAAAUGUCGAUUACAAUGAAUAAUAAUAUGUUCCAAGCAGAAAAUU
Molecule: messenger RNA, 2376 nt
Organism: Pecten maximus
Lineage: Eukaryota; Metazoa; Mollusca; Bivalvia; Pectinida; Pectinidae
Product: EKC/KEOPS complex subunit LAGE3-like
Exons: 3
Coding region: 117-392 (91 amino acids)
Cellular component (GO): EKC/KEOPS complex
Source: RefSeq, a predicted model, not a curated record